Molecule: messenger RNA, 14901 nt
Organism: Zootoca vivipara (common lizard)
Lineage: Eukaryota; Metazoa; Chordata; Lepidosauria; Squamata; Lacertidae
Source: RefSeq, a predicted model, not a curated record
CCACAGCGCCACCCGAAUCCCACAAAAUAAGCUAUAGUGGUUGUUAAAUAUAGUAAGCUGUUACCUAUAUUUUCUGGUGUUUUUAUACUUAUAUAACACACUUGGGUAAUUGUGUAAUUUAAGUGAUUGACUGCAUUGGCCGAAGACAGUUACGAGAAAAUAAAAUUGUUGGGUGGGAGAGUUCCUAUAAGGAAGUGGAAGCUUUGGCAGAAAGUUACUGUUUUAAUAGCUAAUGCUGAUUUGUGUGCAUUUCAGUAUUCCAUUUGCAAGGUUUAACACCUUGCAAAUACAGUGUAUUAAAAUAUGGCCAGAUAUUAUCUGUUUCCAUAGCUGUAUAAAGAAUAAACUUCCUUUCUUUUUGAGAAUUGGAAAUGAGCACAAUAGUUAGCAUGGCCAGGUCCUGUCUUGCUGCUGUGCCACAACAGCUCUCCAUAUAUCCAUUUCAUACACCAGAUGUUUUAAGGAUUACCCCCCCCCCAUCCCCCUGUUCAAUAUUGGCAGAAUAUUUUCACAGCCCCACCAAACGUAUUCCCAUAAACUUUGACAACUGUAUGUUGAAUCAGGCUCUGCUUUGGCAGUGAUGGCUCUCUUUGAGCAAGGCAACUUAACUUUCAAUACAAGUUUUCUCCAUGUUUAACUUUUUGUAUGGCUGGUGCCCAUUACCUGCAAAUUCAGUAAGUCCUGUUCUUCUCCACUGCCUGCCUUAAAGCACGUAGCAGCCUAGUCAAGAGGGCAGGAUCCUCAUAUCUCUAAAAUGCAGUUAUCUGUUCAUUCCAAAACAGUGCCUGUCAUCUUUUUAUUGAAGAGAUGAGUUGCAAUUUGCUUCAGGCACUUUAGAACAGGGCUGGGCUUAGUCCUCUGUAUUUUAAGCUUUGUGUUGAGUAUUAAAGUAACACAAAGUACAAAGCUUGAUGAAUAUUCAGGUAGAUGUAGAACACCCACGGUAAAUCUAUAAAAAAAGAUAGCAUAUUCUUGAAGCACUCAGCUCGAAACAGUACACAAAGAGUGAUAGAAAAAUGGUGUCCUAGCUACCGGUAAUGUGAUUAUGUGCUUGAACAAGAUAUACCAUUUGUAGAUUUAUUACUUAGGUGCACAGAAGUCAUGCCAUAAUUCAGUACUAGGGAGGGACUGAACACUCACUUUCAUAUGCGAUGAAACAUAUGGUAGGGAUGGAUUGCAAAAAAGAAGAGAAUGUGUGACACUAGCUUAUAUUUCAGACCUCUGUUUUUGUACCAAAAACAUCCAUAUUAGAUUACUAGUAUUGUGUCUCUUGUAUUAUUGGCAUCCCCUUGAGGCAAAAUUUAAACCUAGGAUGAGUUACAACUUGAAAAGGAACGCAAAUCUUGGUGCUAGAAUCUGUUUCUUAGUUGUUAUCUGUUUAAUUCUUUAAAAUGUUUCUUACUCUCUUUUAAUGCUUGAGUUAAUGAUGAUCCAUCAAAAUAUCUGUUCAAUGCAUCUAUUGUUUUUAGUUUUUUUAAAAAAUUGUGACAGUCAGAACAAAGUAGCAAACUGCUAUUAUGCACAGCAUAAUAAUUAAUAAUUUCACUUUCUCAUGCCUCCUUCACCUGAUGAGUACAGGAAUCAUGCCACCUUAGAAUUAAUACAUUCUGUGUAUAUGUAUAAUCAGUUGAAUUUUACCAAACAUCUGUAGGCUGAUUUGCAUACAUCUCUAGUUGUGCUCCUAUGGAGUGCCAAAUUUGUGUCAAAUCCCCCACCCUCACUCUGCGUUGAGACCUACACCAAUUUGUCCCGUGCAGACAGCAGAAGAGUAUAAUUAAAUUCUUGAGUUUUUGGCAUUUAUAAUAGUUUUUGCAUAGUUAUUUCUAUCCCAAGUCCAUCAAUUGUUGUUGUUUAGUCGUGUCCGACUCUUCGUGACCCCAUGGACUAUAGCACGCCAGGCACUCCUGUCUUGCACUGCCUCCCGCAGUUUGGUCAAACUCAUGUUCAUAGCUUCGAGAACACUGUCCAACCAUCUCAUCCUCUGUCGUCCCCUUCUCCUAGUGCCCUCCAUCUUUCCCAACAUCAGGGUCUUUUCCAGGGAGUCUUCUCUUCUCAUGAGGUGGCCAAAGUAUUGGAGCCUCAGCUUCAGGAUCUGUCCUUCCAGUGAGCACUCAGGGUUGAUUUCCUUCAGAAUGGAGAGGUUUGAUCUUCUUGCAGUCCAUGGGACUCUCAAGAGUCUCCUCCAGCACCAUAAUUCAAAAGCAUCAAUUCUUCGGCGAAAAUUGAUCUUCGGCGAAGGUCUGAUGCGCCCAGAGACAUCCAUAUGCAAAAGGAAACUUCUGCACACAGGCUCCGUGAUUGGUUGUCUCAGAUAUGUCUCAGGCCAGUAUUUUUUUUUAAAAAAAAAUGCCUGUGAAAAAUCACUUAGAAAGUCAGCAUUUGUUUCUUUUCAAAAUAGCAGACUGUAAUUUAAUUAUUCUUCCUUUGGUUGAUAUAAUCUCACACUCCGUGGCCCAUUCCUUCAUUUGUGCUAAGAAUAGGUAAAGGGACCCCUGACCAUUAGGUCAAUUCGUGACCGACUCUGGGGUUGCGCGCUCAUCUCGCAUUAUUGGCCGAGGGAGCUGGCGUAUAGCUUCCAGGUCAUGUGGCCAGCAUGACAAUGCCGCUUCUGGCAAACCAGAGCAGCACAUGGAAACGCCGUUUACCUUCCCGCUAUAGCAGUUCCUAUUUAUCUACUUGCAUUUUGAUGUGCUUUUGAACUGCUAGUUUGGCAGGAGCUGGGACCAAGCAACGGGAGCUCACCCCGUCACAGGGAUUCGAACCGCCGACCUUCUGACCAGCAAGCCCUAGGCUCAGUGCAUUCUUCUCUUUCAAAAUUGUUACAUUGUCAUUCUACUUCAUUGUAAAGGGGGGGGCACUCUUAGUAUGUGUUGUUGUUGUUGUUGAUGAUGAUGAUAAGCAACUGGUGGUGUAAAGGGAUCUAGUUUUAAAACAAGAUGCAAUAAACUCUGAAGGAUGCAAGAUAUUUUUACACUCAACAUUUCUGCACAUUUCAUUGUUAUUUGCAUAAACUAGGCAUGCAAGGAUUGAAUUUAAUGUAUGGGGAGGAAUAUGCUAUUCUCUGAAGUAGGUAGGUUGGUAGUAAUGUAAUGCUCAAGCAAUGCCAGUGUUUGUUUCCUAAAUUCUGUUUGUCCCUGAGUUAUCACGCUUCCUGCAGUGAAAUAUAUCAUAUACGUAGAUGCUUGAUCCUCAAUCCUCAGAAUUAAAGCUCAGAGUGCCAUCUGACCUUGGGUUUUGCCUUAGGUAUGUAAGAUACAAAACAAAGGUUUUACUGUAUUAAAGUGUUACAGGCCUGGUGAAGAGAGUUGAUACUGUUCUCAUCCCCACUUUACAGUCAGUGUUAGAAACUGAGUUGUGAAAGCUAGGAGAUAAUUGUCACCUUAAACCUAGGUUAUGGGCACAACAACGGAAUGUCUAGGCACACUUUUGUUAUAACGAAUAUAAAUCUGAAAAUGAAUGAACUGCAGCUAAAAUAUUAUGUUUACUUUUCACAUGGUCCAGUCCAGGCACUGGCAACCUCUGGCCCAUGGGCCUGAUAUGUCCCACGGAGGCUGUUUAUCUGGCCCACGAGCCACCCGGUCACCGAUCCGCCCGGUCACCGACCUGCCCGCUCAGCAAGUCCCCCGCCUGCUGCACUAAACCAGCAUGAUGCGGCGCGGGGACUCGCUGAGUGGAUGCCAGAAACUGCGUCUGGGAAAUUGCUUCUGUGCCAGCGCGAUUUUUGGCGCCUGGGCAUGCGCAGAAGCGAUUUUUGGCGCUGGGGACACGCACAGAUGUGAUUUCUGGCAUCACACUGUGCGUGUCUGGCCCAAGGACAUAAGCUUGCCGACACCUGGUCUAGUCCUUCCCAAUCCCACCCCCCUAAUAUUCUUAAGGGGGUCUCUUCUCCAGUCUUGAGAGAGUACCUGGAAGUGGGGAGGCAGGAAAAGGUCCUCCUUUCCUUCCACUCUGCAGUUUUAAUCUGAAAUCUUAGGUGCAGUACUGCGCCCAGAGCUCAGAAACUGCUUGCCCUAAUGAAAUUCCCUGUUGCAAAAUGCGCCUAGAAUGAUGGGAGUUUUGAACACUGUUUGCAGUGCUUUUUCUGUAUUUUAAACUUUAUAGAACAAAUUUUUUUUGGCAUGCUUCCAUUAGAGGAUUCUGAAAACAAGCAUAGAUUUGCAGUUACUGUAAGUCCAGUGUGUUAUGUUGUACUUUCAUAACUUUCUAGAAUGCAGUUUUGUGUGUCAUCAUUUAGUGACUGAAUAUGUCACAGGGAAGCUUGAACUAUUGUAGUUUGUUGAUUUCCUUUUUGCUAAAAUUGUCAGUGGCAAAAACGCAUUAUAAGUAAUGACAACAUUAUUGUUUACGUAUAUUGCAGGGCUUCCUUUAAUACCUGGCAUCUAGAGGAUUUUAAGAAUGAUGAAUAGUGUGUGUGCAGAGCGAAACUACUGUUAAGGCAGGUUAAGCUUCAGUGAAUUUGUUUGAAGGGCACAAUAGGAACUAACUGUGUUAGCUGCAUUACACAAGGCUUGUAGUGGACAUAAUUCUUCAAAACCUUUUCUGUCAGCAAGACCAAUCAUCGUUCAUGCGUUUGAACUGUGUCCGGAAACUACACAACCUCCCUCCUGCUGUCUUUAAACUGACCUUUCUGAGUGCACAGAAUAUUUCCUGUGAAAGUAUUCUAAUAAUUGUGAUCACGAAACGGUUCUAGGAUUGGGGGAAUAAACUAUAUGUUUGUUUUAAGAGAAGAGUAAAAUUUACUCACCAUCAAAAAGACACAGAAAUUUUAAAUUAAGGAAUGGACCUACCCGUAUAUUCCGGCAUAUAAGACGACUGGGCGUAUAAGACGACCCCCAACUUUUCCAGUUAAAAUAUAGAGUUUGGGAUAUACUCACAGUAUAAGAAAUAUGACCCGGCGUAUAAGACGACCCCCAACUUUUGAGAAGAUUUUCCUGGGUUAAAAAGUAGUCUUAUACGCAGGAAUAUACAGUACUCUUGCAGCGUGUAAAUAGUAAACAUAUUUCCUCUUUCAUGUAAAAUAAUGUGCUUUUACAUUCUAAAACUUUGCUUCUGGCAACUGUCCUCUACCGAAACUUACUUUGAGUUGUAGAGCACAAUUUUGUGAAUGUUCCAGCGAAAGUGAAACAAGUAUUACUGGAACUUAAUACAGUGGUACCUCUGGUUAAGAACUUAAUUCGUUCUGGAGGUCCGUUCUUAACCUGAAACUGUUCUUCAUCUGAAGCACCACUUUAGCUAACGGGGCCUCCUGGUGCCACCGCGCCGCCGGAGCACGAUUUCUGUACUCAUCCUGAAGCAAAGUUGUUAACCCGAGGUACUAUUUCUGGGUUAGCAGAGUCUGUAACCUGAAGCGUUUGUAACCAGAGGUACCACUGUACAGUGGUACCUCUACUUACGAAUAACUCUACUUACGAAUGUUUCUACUUAUGAAUGGAGCUCUGUCCGCCAUCUUCGAUGCAGUUUAGAUAGGAUUUUUUCUACUUACGAAUUUUUAGAUUGGGUUGCUUCUACUUACGAAUUUUUUCUCCCAAUGCAUUCCUAUGGGAUUCAACUUACAUUUUUUUUUACUUACAAAUGUGCAUUCGGAACGCAUUAAAUUCGUAAGUAGAGGUACCACUGUACUGCUGUUUUCUGCUUGUAAAUUUUAUAACCAUUUAAGCCUGUUGCAGAACCCAACCCUAUGUAUGCUGACUCAAAACUGAGGGGCUUCCCCUCCUCUUUUGUCUUGCUAAUUUUGAGGUCUUCUCACACUGAUACAGAAACAAGUGCCCUAAUGCCUGUCUGUUCCCAGUUUUGCAUAUUCCCUACAACUUUGUGUCCCCUUUCCUAGUUUAUCCUUGCAAGUUUAUACCAUUCAUUCUCAACUUGAACGAAAGCAGUUUGCCCAGUGCCCAUUCUUCUGAUUUGUGGGUUCUCUCUACAUAAGAGCAUUCUUAAUUUGUGAUAAAGUACGGUAAGACCAGGUUUAUAAUUCCUCUGGCUUUUGCAAACCAAAAAAACCCCUACUUCCAGAAGCCUGAUACAAGCCUUGAGCUACAAACGCCUCAGGUUACAAACACUUCAGGUUACAAACUCUGCUAACCUGGAAGAGUUACCUCGAGUUGAGAACUUUGCCCCAGGAUAAGAACGGAAAUCGUGUGCCGGCAGCGCAGUGGCAUCAAGAGGCCCCAUUAGUGAAAGCUCCAGUUAAGAACAGUUUCAGGUUAAGAAUGGACCUCCGGAAAAAAUUAAGUUCGUAACUAGAGGUACCACUGUAGUGUGUUUGUAUGGGGAGAUGGGAGGCAGAGGAACAAAGAACAAAAUGCCAACAGUGCCUUGGAAUGAAGGACAUUAUCUGUGAAGGAUCUUGUAAAACCAGAUCUUUUCACUGAGAUACUAAAUCUUCAUUCCUGAGCCCUUUUGCUGCCUUCUUCUGAUACAGGGUGUAAGUGGAUGUUAAUAGUAUUCUUGUGACCCUUUAUGACCUCUUUGAAUCUGCCCCCAAGCGCUAGCUGUCUUUUGGUGGAGAGAAAAGUGGGAGAUGUUUAAAGCUACAGCUACUGAGAUGUUGCUGAAUUAGUGAUUACUGUUGGCACAGUUCAAAUAUGCAAGAAACAAUGUUGUUUACAUAAGAGGAAGAAAAGGUUCCUGCCCUGGAAAAAAUACCUUGCAAUGUACAUUUCAAGAGUGGGGGGACCUGAUGGGGUGAAGGGGAUAAGAAUGAGAAAAUGAGAAGCCAAGAUGAGCCUGAGUGGACAUGAGUCUAAAUUUCUGUCAGAGAUUAAGUUUUAAGGGGGGGGGGAAUAUGUGUUUUCAAUGGGUAAUUGUAAGCCUUAUAGUGCACAUGUCUACUUAGAAUUUAUUCCCAUCAAGUACAAUGAGAUAGGAUUGCAAUCUUAAUGACUCACCACCAUCAGAGUUGAGGCAGUCGCUCAGGGAAAAGGGAAUACACUCCCCAAAGAGGUCCACAUGGUGUCUUCUUUGCUAUGUGUUAAGGGUCAGGGUUAGGAACUUUUAGGUGCUAAUCAUUACUGAACAAUCACUUGAUUUUUAUUUUGCUUAAUGUGCUUAAUUUUUGUCAGCGUCGCUUGUGUAGGUUCUCUGCUGUUCACUUGUGUUCACUUGUGUUCCCCCACAUCCUCCCCCCAUCUACCUAUCUUCCCCUUUCCUCCCCAAUGUCUCAGCAAAUGAAACUGAUUUGUAAAAAUGUUAUGAGAGACAUUCCACAUAUCUCUGUAAACCAAGAAAACCUUUAAUAAAAAAUAAAAAAAACAAUAACUUGAUUUUUAUCUAAUGAAAACUUGCAUAAGGGGAACUUAGCUUGUUUUUUCCUGGUUUAAUGUGUCACUGUGUGGUGUUGCUUUUAUUUUCUUUUGCUGUUUGCUCAAUUUGAUAUUGGCAUUUAAAAUAUAUUCCUGUUUUAUCAAUAUUUGUUGUGUGCUGCUUAAGAAAAUUUUGCUUAUAAUUGAAAAGUCCAAUAUAAGUUUUAAAGCAGCUAUAUAAAAUAAAGUACUAUAUACGGUAAUAAGCUAUAAGGCCAUGGGGUGUGUGUUUUCAGAUCACCCUUUGCAUGAGUAUUCAAAGCAUCCCAAGCUGCAUUUUAGGCUUUUUGGUUGUAGUGUACUUAUGGCCUUCCAGUUGUUGUUGUUUACAUUUGUAUAUCACCCUAUAUCCACAGAUCUCAGGAUGGUUCACAACAUAAAAUCACAAAAUAAAAACGUGAAGUACAUAAUGAAAAUAAAAACAAGAACAACCCAAUAAUCCAGGCCGCCUCAAGCCGGUCGGGCGCCCUGGCACGGAGAUUGCUCUGGCGCCCCCGCCCUGGUGGGCGGACGCAGCGUGCAGCACGGCUUCACCGCACAGCACCCUCCUGCCGGCCCGGCACCCUGGCGCCCCACACCACCGAGACUACCCCUAGAGCCGGGCCUACAAUAAUCCCCCACAUUUACAACAUGGACUGAAGUCAGGGAGUUGUAUCUUUCAGCCCUGAUUAUGCUUCAAGUAAUGACCAGAAUAAGGAUCUUUGGUGCAAAGAAGCAUUGAUAGAAGUUAUUAGUAUAUUAAUUAUAUGAUCCCAACAAAGAUAUUGUUUAUAUUCUUUACAACCUGUUUUGCAUACAGCACAUACCGGUAGUUAACGUAGAAAAACAUGUGCAAGGGAAAGAGGAAGUACAGUGGGCAACAAAGUUUUUAUAACAAUAUAUGCUAGUCAUUCAUGCCAAAAGCUUCAUAGUGAUUUAUUUGUUUUGAAGCAGUUUUGUUUGUCGACUGCAGUAGUAUGGAAGGGAGCCCUUAACCUGUCAAUAAAGCAAGCUUGCAAAUAUAUUUUCCUUGCUUUAGUUUAAAGGGACAUGCAGCCCAUGGGUUGACCAAUAUAAUAAAUUAUGAAGAUAUUAAGAGCAAUCUUGCAAUGAGGUCAGCAUGCAAAGGGCAUGAGCAUUCUAGCCAAAGUCAUGCAGGCUCCAUUGGUUUCAGUGGGAAAGACUGAGUACACUCAUAACUCUCAAAUCAGUGGGCUGCAAAGUGCUGAAAUUUGGCUGGCUAAACAAACCUUGUGAUGCAAUUCAGCACUUUCCCCAUUGCUUUCUAUUUGUGCUGACAUACGGUAUUAUCCUCUACUGCCACAUAUUGAGAUUGCUGUCCAUUUGGGGGUCCUUUAUUACAGUAUUUUCAUCUCAUGGAAAACAUUACUCACAACAAACAGUAUAUUUUAAUCAUUCUGAAUUCAUUACUGCUAGCUCUUGUUUCUAAGAUUUGCCAGAUACUGCUGGUCAUUUGUAUAGCUUUUCCACGAAAUCUAACUCACCUACAGAAUCCACAUGAAACAAGUUUUAUUCGAAACCCCCGCUAUUGAAAAUCUGUGAUGUGUAUCUUGGAGAUGUGUUUUCCUUAUGGCUCAAAAUUCUAGAUCCACUCCGCCCCCCCCCCCCUUUAGAUGGCUGUCUAAACCAGGGGUCCCCAAACUUACGUCGCCGAGGGCCGGUGCCGCCAGCACCAAUUGCGCUGUGGGCCGGAGCACGUGGGAGCGUGCACCCAUACGUGUGUGCACUCACGAUUUCCAGCACACUUCCAGGUCACUGGAACACCAGAAAUAGCUUGUGCGCAUGCACAUGGGCCUCCUCCGACCCAGAAGUGCGCCGGAAAUGACACUUGUGCAUGCGCGCAAGCUAUUUCCGACGCUCCGGCAACCUGGAAGUGGGCAGCCACACUGUUAAGAGCAGGCGGCAGCAGUGGGUGGCAGGGGCCGCAUAAAAGAGCCUCGCGGGUCGCAUCUGGCCCCCGGGCCUUAGUUUGGGGAAGCCUGGUCUAAACAAAACCACACAAACCUACCUUAUUACAUCACCUCCAGCCAGUUAAAGGGGAGGGAAACAUGUCCCCUUCUAGAAGGAUCUCUAGCUGUUACAAACAGGAUCCUUAGCAGACAUUGCCAGGUCUGCUUAACAAAGAAACUUGUAAUUCUUACAAGUCUGGCUGAUGAAGCAUUGAACGAAACAGAUUGGUUAUCCGGAAACUCUGUUCCGGUGAUAUUUGGUGACAGAUUAUGUAUAUAUUGAACUUUUGAAUUAUUGUACUGCAACUGGUGAAGAAGAUUUAGAGACUUUUGUUGCAAUUUCUGAUCAUUUGUAUUAGUCUAUAAAUAAUGUUUAGGGCCAUUGUUAUUGGCCAUCGUGUUUUGUUAUUUUGUUCAGCUUAACAAAGAAACUGAUCUGACCGUUUUAGUAACCACCCGUUUUUGCAGAUCCCAUUUUAGGGCUAUAAAACCAUAGAAUUUGAGGGGACCCCAAAACCCCAUUUAGUAUAACCCCAAUCUUACCACACUGAUAAGACAAGCCUCAUUUGUUCUUCGUAACAGUAAAUCUCAAUGUAUAAUGAACAACUUUCCAAAACAUAUAGUAGCUUGUCAUCUAAAGCACUCAAUCAUUUCCCAAGUGAUUAAACAAUUGUGUUAACUUCAGUGAAAUGAAAGUUAGUAGGUUAACCAUGAGAAGAGGAUUCUGUGGAUGUGAAAUAAGAGUAUGCUUUAUUGGCUUUAUUUAAAGAAAAGCAUUUAUAGAAAUGCUUGUAGUAUAAUAUACAGUGAGUAGUUGGCACAACCACCAUAUAAUCACACUCCUCAUGAUGCAACCAAAGUUGUGAGCUGGUAACUUCCAUAUUCAGCUGCUCUGGAAUAGCCUGCCACAAUGUGGGGGGUCAGUCUGUUGCAUAUUGGUGCAGGUUCCCACCGCCCCCAUUUAUGUCCGCACCUUUCCCAUCCAUCUCCGCACUGGAUUUUGGAAUGUUUGUCACUUAUGCUCCCACAGCUCUCUCUGAGUGCUGUAAUCUAAAACUUCUGAUGCAAGACAUCAUUGGCAAGUGUACAUUCCGUCAUAGGCCCAUUAAUUCUCUACAUUCGCGCCUGCUGAUGGUAGGAUCCUUUGCCCUGAUGUUUCGUUUCUUUCUAAUCCCAUCUGGGGGCUGGGGAGGAAGUCCCGUUGUACAAGCAGAUUUCAUCCCACUUGUGCAUACCCCAUUUAAUACUAUGUUGAAUUUCAUCAUUAAGGCCAAUUUUUCAUCACUGCCAUCUUUUUAAAUAGCUGUAUCUUUUAGGUCAGGGGUUGGGAACCUGCGGUUCUUCAGAUGUUGCUGGACUCCAGCUCCCAUCAGUUCUAGCCAGCUUGAACAGGGGACUAGGAUGAUGGGAGUUGUAGUCCAAAAACACCUGAAGGGUUGCAAAUACCCCAUCUGUUGUUUUUUUAACAGAAUAGACAGUUUCACCCCUAGACCCACCAAAAGGGUCUUUGGGCUGUUUCCUCUUGCCACACACCCACAUUCUCUUUCCACCUGAGACUUUUGCCCUGCUACCAUUAGAAUGUAAAAUUCAUGAGUUUGUAAUCCAAAUCCUUUUUUGGGGAAUGUUUUAGUGUGUGUUGGGGAACAGAAAAGGUGCACUGAAAGAUUCAAAGUCCUGCUCUUGGAAAUAUUACAGAUUUAAGUUGCAGAGUAUCAAAAGAAUAAUCAUGAUGUGGCCCUGUAAAAAGCAUUUGUCACAGUUAUCUUUUUGUAUAUUCCUCCGUCAUAACCAGAGAUAGAGUAAUCCUGGGGAAUAAUAGCAUCUGGUCUGAAUACAAUAGAGGAGGGGGCUGUGAACAACUGUCUAAGCAGCACACUAAUUCUAGGACCAAAGGCUUUCCCCACUGGACCCUAAUUCUUUAGAACCUGAUGGGCCUCUGGGGAGUCCUCUAUUGACAUGUAAAUUGGCCUGCCCUGUUAUUGCCAGUGGUAGGCACACUGCUGUUUAUCCCAGCUGUCCCUGUGUUGGGUGUCUGUUUGUUGCUUGGUCUUCAACGCCUAAAGAUGUUUUGCAAACACAUGGCUGAGAGGAUCCACUGUUUUCCAGAGCAUGGCAAUAUGUCUCACAUGCAGAAGAUGGCAUAGCAACGGAUCCAGUCUUCCACCAAACUGGGGUCCCUCUGUGCACUGCAGUUGGACUGAUGUGAAGCUUUUGUUUUGGACUGGAGGAGCUUGCCCACAGCUUGUCCUGAAAUCCAUUCUCUCCUAAUUCAUGAGCCAGCAGGAUGUGGUCGCCGUGCUUUCAGAACGCCUUCUCAUAGCUGCAUACAAAGGGCAACUGGAUAAUGUUGUGCAGCUUAUCAACAAGGGUGCCAAGGUAGCCGUUACCAAGCAUGGGAGGACACCUCUCCAUCUUGCGGCUUAUAAGGGUCAUCUCCGAGUUGCCCAGAUUUUGCUCAAAGCAGGCUGUGAUGUGGAUCUUCAGGACGAUGGUGACCAGACAGCUUUGCAUCGAGCGACCGUCGUAGGGAACGUAGACGUAAUAGCAGCUCUUAUCCGCGAAGGCUGUGCUUUGGACAGACAAGACAAGGAUGGGAACACAGCUCUCCAUGAAGCCUCUUGGCAUGGAUUCAGCCAGUCUGCCAAACUGCUUGUUAAAGGAGGGGCAAACGUUCUUGCCAGAAACAAGGCAGGCAACACACCACUACACCUGGCCUGCCAAAACAGUCAUUCCGAAAGUGUUCGGGUCCUGCUGCUUGGAGGCUCUCGGGCUGAUAUAAAAAAUAAUGCAGGAGACACGUGUUUGCAUGUCGCAGCUCGAUAUAAUCAUUUGCCCAUCAUUAGGGUGCUCCUCAGUGCUUUCUGUUCUGUCCAUGAAAAAAACCAGGCUGGCGAUACAGCACUUCAUGUAGCUGCUGCUCUGAAUCAUAAGAAGGUGGUCAAACUGUUGUUGGAAGCAGGAGCUGAUGGUACAGCCGUUAACAAUGCUGGUCAGACCCCGCUAGAAGUUGCCAGAGAACAUGACAACCCUGAGGUUGCUCUUCUGCUCACUAAAGCCCCACAGGUCUUGCGCUUUAAUCAUGGAAGGAGCCUGAGGAAGAGGAGGGAAAGACUGAAAGAGGAACGGCGUGCUCAGUCUGUACCAAGAGAUGAAGUGGUGCAAAGCAAGGGCAGUGCCUCGGCUGCUGAUGACACUCACAGCAGUGACCAGGCCCUUCAGGGGAGAGGUGACAUGAAAGAGGAAGCACAGUUGCCUUUAUCAGAGCUCAGAGGGAGGAAGAAUAAAAAGAAGAAACCAAGAGAAAAGGUUUUGGCGCUCUCUGAACCCACAUCACCAGCUGAUCAGCAAGUGCCUCCUAACCCACAGCAGAUUUUGCCAAAACGCAAGAGCAAGCGCCGCUGCGCAUCUCCUCCACCUCCCCAUGAAUUCAGAGCCUACCAGUUGUAUACACUUUACCGUGGAAAGGAUGGAAAAAUCAUGCAGGCACCAAUAAAUGGAUGUCGUUGUGAGCCACUGAUAGAUAAAGUAGAGAACCAGCUGGCAGCUGCUGUGGAAGAAAUAAAAGCGGAGCUUGUGACAGCGCAGGAUAAGAUGAAUAGCAAACUAGGUCAAAUGGAAAACAAAACUCAGCAUCAGCUCCGUGUUUUAGACAAAUUGAUGGCAGAGAGGCUGUCAGCAGAAAGAACAGAGUGCCUUCAUCGUCUGCAGGAGCAUGCAGAGUUGGAAAGGCAUGAAGGGGAGAAACGCCAGAUAUCGUUGGUGGGGGAACUGAAAGCUUGGUGCAUGCUAAAAAUUCAGAACCUGGAGUCGAAGCUUUCUGGAGACUCUAGAUCCUCAAGGCCAAAAUCAACUCUGUCUACAUGUGAGUCACUCGCUGAGACUUUGGAUACAGAGAACCUUCCUUGUACGAAGGACUGUAAAGCUAGCCAAACCCCACUUCAGUCGGAUGGUUCGCAGCAACAUUCUUGCACUGUCCUUCAGAAUAGUGUCUUGGAAGAUACUGGAAGAAGUAGAGUGCCCACAACAGAACAGAGCUUUGGGAAGCAGUAUUUUGUUCAAGAAGCCAACACUCCAGGAACAGAGCAACAGUUAGUUGGUGCUGGCCCAACUCCAGCUGCAGUUUCUCCUCAAGUUGUAAGGCCCAAAGACAAAGCAACUUUCAGCAGAUUGAAACAAGAACUGCCACCAUCCGAAUACUCAGGCUCCAAAUUGAGACAUGCAAAGCUACAAACUGUUUCCAAGACCCCUACCGAAUUUACAAAGACUGAGGCAGAGAGAGGCGGCUGCUUUAUAGAUAAAGGAACUCAAACGAAGAGGUCUGGCAGAAGUGGUCAGCUGAAGCACAGGCCUCAGCAACAUGCAGGCACCCACUCUGCAGAGCAGCCACCACAGCUGCCACCACCUGCUGUCUCUGGAGGAAAAGAGGUCAGCCCUCAACUUGCAGGCACUUCUCAAGCACUGGAAAUCACACAGUACUUUUUUGAGGCUGUAUCCAGCCAGAUGGAGAAGUGGUAUGAAAGGAAAAUUGAAGAAGCUCGGAGCCAAGCUGACCAGAGAGCCCAGGAAGAUAAAGCACUCCUCAAAGAACAUAUAAAAAGUUUAGAAGAGGAACUCUAUAAGCUAAGGACUAAAGUGCAGAAGGAACAUUAGCAUUUGCCUGCUCUCAUGAAAUGUUGCAAGGAAACUGAUAAUUUUCACAAACAGCAGUUAAGCUACUUUUAUUGGAGUUUUACACUUCUUGGGGAUUUGUGGCCUUUCCAGAUUAUAAGGAUUUUUGCUCGUGCAUUGAUCACAAGGGAUGCAGAUUGCUGCCCUCCAAGUAGCACUUGUUUUGUACAGAAACUGCAUUGAAUUUGUCUUCCCCUGUUGAAAAAGGAAACGUUUCUUUUAUCCCCAUACAGUGUGCUAGUGGUGAUAGUAUAAUACGGAACGUAGUUGCGUGGCUUUUCAGUGCUGAUGAUGCAGCUCUCCAGUAUGCCUGUGCCAUUUUUAUGAAUAUUGUAAAGUUGUAUUUUAUAUGUAUUUAAGACAUGUUUUUGAAGCGGAACAUUCUCUUGCUCUACCAUAUGUGCUCAUGUAUCUUUUUGAAAAUAAAAGAAUUAAGCGCCCCAAAGGCUACCUCUUCCUCCUUCAUAGGACUGCACUGCCAUUUUAUGAAUCCUACGGGUUCCCCUACCCCAAAACAGAUAGAGUAGCCUGUAUGGGGAACUGUGUGCUAACAGGUCAUGCGAGUGAUUUCAAGCCCUAUCUAACACUUUGUGCUGCCCAUGUGUACUUCUGUCAUACUGUCUUACUGAUCAGCUCUUUGGGAUGGAGGUGCUGAGGUUUUAGCCUUUCCAACCAAAAAGCUAACUGGCAUACUUGCAGCCAGAAAUAACAUACAUACAUACAGUGGGACCUCGACUUACAAAUUUAAUCCGUUCCGAAUGCACACUCGUAGGUCGAAAACUUCGUAAGUUGAGUUUCCCAUAGGAAAAGCGGUUUCCCAUAGGAAUGCAUUGGAAACGGAAAAAAAUUGUAAGUCGAGGAAACCGCAUCUAGCUGUGAACGGGUUUUCCGUUCGUAUGUCGAAAAAAUUGUAAGCGCGCAGCCACUUUUUCCGCUCGUAAGUCGAAAACGUCGGAUGUCAAGUAGUUCGUAAGUCGAGGUCCCAC